This is a messenger RNA of Globicephala melas (long-finned pilot whale), 8771 nucleotides long. The record is from RefSeq and is a predicted model, not a curated record. NCBI's taxonomy places the organism in Eukaryota, Metazoa, Chordata, Mammalia, Artiodactyla, Delphinidae.
GGACAUUGUUCCAGCUAAUGAUUAAGAACUCUCCAGACAAUAGGGGCUUCUUAGACAAUGGGUGAAUUUCCAGGAUGUCCGGCCCCCUUCCGAGAAGGAGGGAGAUAACAAAAUGUAAAAAAGGUGUCUGUCAAAGACCAAUCAGGCAGCUGGGGACAAGUUCCCUCUCUGGUCCGAGCCUAAGCCGGGACCAAUCAGCAGGAGAACACAACCAAAUCUAUAAUUUACAUACGGGGAAGUGGGAACCUAUAAAACUGACAUAUUCGCGCCCAAAAGGUUUCCUUCUUCGACCUCCUGCGUGAGGACCAAGGAACCCCGGUGCACCGGCCUUCAAUAAACCUCUUGCGUUUUGCAUCGACUUCCGACUCUUGUUGUUUCCUGGGCGAGUCGAAACUCCUAGGAGACCGCGCAGGUCUAACAUUUGGGGGCUCGUCCGGGAUUCCACUCGCCCCGGACCACAAGAACAUCGGGAGUUGGAGGUACCAGGUAAGCUCGAGCUUGAUUGUCUGUUUGUCCCUUGUUCUUUGUGGGCCAUUAUCGGAGGAAAGCCGUAAGAAUCGGCUUAUUAUGGAAUCUGUAUCGGACCUCUGGCUAGGCAGACGUGCUAAUAGCCGGCGUCCAUGAGCCCUAGGGGACGCCCUGGUGGCUCAUCUGGAAGGAGAGGCAAACUCUGUCUCCCCUUCACUCGGUUUCGGCAGUUCCCUUGGUGAUAACUGCCAUCUGAAGAAGUUUCGGUUUUGAAGCGAGCUCGCGGUGGCCCAUACGUAUAUGUGUUUCGUGGAGUUUUAACUGUUUCUGUAUUGUGGUCUAUUCUUCUUCUCUGACGGACGACAAUGGGACAAACUAUGACGACUCCUCUUUCCCUUACCCUAAGCUAUUGGACCGAAGUUCGGGCCAGAGCCCAUAAUUUUUCGGUAGAGGUAAAGAAAGGAAAGUGGCAGACUUUGUGUGCCUCUAAAUGGCCAACAUUUCAGAUAGGAUGGCCCCCCGAAGGAUCCUUUUUCUUAGACAAGAUUAAGCUGCUGAAGUCUAAGAUAUUUAAUAUAGAUCCCCACGGACAUCCAGACCAAGUACCAUAUGUCUUGGUCUGGGAAGAUUUAAUUCUCUCCCCACCUCCGUGGGUCCGGCCCUUUGUUUCCUCAACAGGUACGUCCGCGCAUACAUCAGCAGCGUCGGAAAUAUUAGCCUUAAAGAAAAACCCCAACACGGAGAAGCUACCCGACGCCCCGGAUCUACCGAAGGCGAUUUAUCCUGACCCGCAGUCCGAUUUGCUUCUUUUGGAUUCCCCACCCCCUUAUCCUCUGGCCCCGAAUCCCCUACCCCCUAGAGGACCCCCAGCUCCACUGCCCUCGGCACCAAGGGAACCAUCCAUGAUGGAAGAAGAAAGGGGUCCCUCAGUGGGCACUAGGAGCCGGAGGGCUAUCUCCCCGGACUCCACUGCCCUACCUCUUAGAGAAUAUGGCCCCCCCGAUGGCCAAGGGAAUAGACCUCUCCAAUAUUGGCCCUUUUCCUCUGCAGAUCUUUAUAAUUGGAAAAUGCAUAACCCAACUUUCUCCGAAAAUCCACAGGCCCUUACCGCUUUAAUAGAAUCUCUUGUUUUCUCCCACCAGCCCACCUGGGAUGAUUGUCAGCAGCUGCUCCAGACUCUCCUAACGACUGAGGAGAGGCAACGGGUUCUUUUAGAAGCCAGAAAAAAUGUAUUAGGCGCCAAUGGGCAACCUACCCAGCUGCCUAACGAGAUUGAUGCUGGUUUCCCACUCGUCAGGCCAAACUGGGAUUUCAAUGCCCCGGAAGGUAGGGAGCGCCUGAAAAUGUAUCGCCAGGCUCUGGUGGCGGGUCUCCAUGGAGCGGCCAGACGGCCCACUAAUUUGGCUAAGGUAAGGGAAGUAACUCAGGGGCCCCAGGAAUCGCCAACUGUGUUCCUGGAACGUUUAAUGGAAGCCUUUAGACGCUUUACCCCUUAUGAUCCAACUUCGGAGGGACAUAGGGCUACUAUAGCAAUGGCUUUCAUAGAUCAAGUGGCCCCUGAUAUUAAGAAGAAAUUACAGAGGCUAGAUGGCUUGCAGGGAUUUUCGCUUCAGGAGUUAGUAAAAGAGGCAGAUAAAGUAUAUAACAAAAGAGAAACAGAGGAAGAGAAGGAAGAAAGAAAGCAGAAAGAGCAGGAAGCCCGUGAAAUAAGACGGGAUAAGAGACAGGAGAGGAAUUUAAGUAAGAUACUGGCCACUGUGGUUGGAGGAAGAAAUAUAGGGGUUAGAAAUAGGCAGGAAGGGCGAACGGCAGACAGAAGGCGGCCAUUAGACAAGGACCAAUGUGCCUACUGUAAAGAAAAAGGACAUUGGGCGAGAGAAUGCCCUAAGAAAAAGAAUGGAGGAAGGCCAACCAAAAACAAAAUCUUAACAUUGAAAGAAGAAGACUAGGAAAGUCAGGGCUCGAACCCUCUCCCCGAGCCCCGGGUAACUCUUAAAGUGGAGGGGGAACCUGUUCAAUUUUUGGUAGAUACCGGAGCCCAGCACUCCGUCCUUCUCCACUCAAAAGGUCCUAUCUCAGCUAAAAGGUCAUGGGUACAAGGAGCCACUGGGAAUAAACAAUAUUCAUGGACCACACGAAGGACAGUAGAUCUUGGGAUUGGACGAGUAACCCAUUCAUUUUUGAUUAUUCCGGAAUGCCCCUAUCCUUUGCUGGGAAGAGAUUUACUCUCCAAAGUAGGGGCUCAAAUCCACUUUCAGCCAGAAGGUCCCACCAUAACUGAUAAUAAGGGAAGGUUACUUCAAAUAUUGACUAUGAAAUUAGAAGAUGAAUAUAAAUUAUACGAGCAGCCUUCAUCCUCACGAGUUAAUGUUACUGAUUGGGUAACUCGGUUCCCUCAAGCCUGGGCAGAAACUGCCGGAAUGGGGAUGGCCAAAAAUCGGUCCCCGGUGCUAGUGGAACUCAAGGCAACUGCCACCCCAAUAACGGUCCGUCAAUACCCCAUGAGUAGAGAAGCCAAAGACAGUAUCCGUCCCCAUAUACAGAGGCUACUAGACUUGGGCAUCUUAAUAAGAUGUCAAUCAGCAUGGAACACCCCUCUCCUGCCGGUAAAGAAACCAGGAACAAAUGAUUAUCGGCCGGUGCAGGAUCUACGAGAGGUAAACAAACGGGUGGCAGACCUCCACCCCACAGUUCCAAACCCUUACAACCUCCUGAGCACUCUUCCACCUCAACAUACGUGGUAUACUGUUUUGGACCUUAAAGAUGCUUUUUUCUGUUUAAGACUCUCUCCCCUGAGCCAACCCUACUUUGCCUUCGAAUGGAAAGAUCCAACAUCGGGAAUGUCUGGUCAGCUGACAUGGACACGGCUACCUCAGGGAUUUAAGAACUCCCCGACCAUCUUUGAUGAAGCCCUCCAUCAGGAUUUGGCAUUAUAUAGAGAAUCAAAUCCCCAGGUAACAUUACUCCAAUACGUUGAUGAUAUUUUAUUAGCUGCUGAGACCCAAGAAGAUUGUAUCAAGGGUACUGAAAAACUGUUAAUGGAACUUGGAACCCUGGGAUAUAGAGCCUCAGCCAAGAAAGCACAAAUAUGCCAACAACAGGUCAGUUACCUGGGGUAUCUAUUAAAAGGGGGGCAAAGAUGGCUCACGGAGAGCAGAAAGGAUACAGUGGCCCAAAUUCCGGCUCCCAAAAACGCCAGGCAGGUUAGAGAAUUUUUGGGGACGGCCGGAUUCUGUAGACUAUGGAUUCCAGGGUUUGCUGAGCUGGCAGCCCCAUUGUACCCCCUAACCAAAAACAGCACUCCUUUCGUUUGGGGCGAUAAGGAACAACGGGCUUUUGACAAAAUCAAAUGAGCUUUACUUUCAGCUCCAGCCCUAGGACUGCCAGGUGUAACCAAACCUUUUCAUUUAUAUGUGGCCGAAAAUAAGGGCAUUGCAAAAGGAGUAUUGACUCAGAAAUUGGGUCCCUGGAAUCGCCCAGUUGCUUAUUUGUCAAAAAAAUUGGACCCUGUGGCAUCAGGAUGGCCCACCUGUUUAAAGAUAAUCGCUGCAGUGGCCGUUCUAGUCAAAGAUGCUGACAAACUAACUUUAGGACAAAAUCUAACGAUAACAGCUCCUCAUGCCCUGGAAAAUGUAGUCCGUCAACCACCGGAUAGGUGGCUAACUAAUGCCAGGAUGACCCAUUACCAAACCCUGUUGCUAAACUCAGAUCGCAUCAAGUUUGCUCCAGCCACAGGACUCAAUCCAGCCACCUUGCUACCUGAUCCUGACUUGGAAGGCUCCACCAUCAUACAUGAUUGUCAGGAAGUACUAGCCGCAGCACACGGCAGUAGGCCAGAUCUGAUGGACCUGCCCCUCCCUGAUGCUGAUUUCACCUGGUUCACGGAUGGGAGCAGUUUCCUGGAGGAAGGUAAGCGUCGAACUGGGGCAGCCGUGGUAGACGGAAACAAUUCAUGGGCAGCGGCGCUACCACAAGGGACCUCAGCCCAACGAGCUGAAUUAAUUGCCCUGACGAGGGCAUUAGAAAUGGCAGAGAAUAAAAAAGUAAACAUCUACACAGACAGUAGAUAUGCGUUUGCUACCGCUCAUAUCCACGGUGCCAUUUACCAACAGAGAGGGCUACUAACUUCAGGUGGCAAAGAAAUUAAAAACAAAGACGAAAUCGUGGCUUUGUUGACUGCACUCAUGCUUCCUACUAAAGUCAGUAUCAUCCACUGCCCUGGACAUCAAAAAGGAAAUACCCCAAUAAUUAGGGGAAAUAAUAUGGCUGACCAAGUGGCCCGAGAAAUAGCAUCGGGAGAAGUCAUUUUAGGACUGUCAGAUAAAGUUCCUGAAAAACCAGGCCGCGAUGAAGAAAUCAUCCCGGCCACAACAAAAGGAACUUUGUCCCCUCAGCAAGCAGAAUCCAUGUUACAACAGAUGCACAGAUGGACACAUUUGGGGACUAAAAAGAUGGUAGCCUUGUUACAAAAAGCCGGGUACGAAACCCCUGGAAUGACAAAAUUAGCUGAACAAAUUGUGCAGGAAUGCGUCCCAUGUCAACAGGUAAAUGCUCACAAAGGGAAACUUGAAACUGGAAAGACUCGGGGGGACCGCCCAGGAACUUACUGGGAAGUGGACUUUACCGAAGUGCGUCCUGGAAGGUACGGUAAUAAAUACCUUUUAGUUUUUGUAGACACUUUUUCAGGAUGGAUAGAGGCUUUCCCAACAAAGAAAGAAACAGCUGCUGUAGUAGCCAAGAAGAUUUUAGAAGAAAUUUUUCCUCGAUUUGGAGCAUCAAAGGUAAUAGGGUCUGAUAAUGGUCCAGCCUUCGUCGCCCAGGUAAGUCAGGAUGUGGCCAGAUAUUUGGGGACUGAUUGGAAAUUACAUUGUGCCUAUAGACCCCAAAGUUUAGGUCAGGUAGAAAGAAUGAAUAGGACUCUAAAAGAGACCCUAACUAAAUUGUCCUUGGAGACUGGCGGUACCGAUUGGACGGUGCUCCUUCCUUUGGCCCUAUUCCGGGUUAGAAAUACACCUUCCCGAUACCAUCUUACUCCUUUUGAAAUAUUAUAUGGUGCCCCGCCUCCCCUCCUCACUUUAGGAAAAGAAAUAAAACCUGAUUGUCAAAAUAACACUGACUUAUAUGCUAGGCUACUGGGACUCCAAUUGGUCCAGAAAGAAAUAUGGUCCCAACUCGCCAAGGCCUACCAACCGGGAACACCGGGAGAAACUCAUCCUUUCCAAGUCAGAGACUCCGUAUACGUCCGUCGGCAUCGAACCCAGACGUUGGAACCUCGAUGGAAAGGACCAUACACCGUCCUCCUCACCACCCCAAUGGCCAUAAAAGUGGACGGCAUCGCUGCCUGGAUCCAUGCUUCACAUGUGAAGGCUGCACCAGCGACGGCAUCAUCAGGAUGGCGGGCCCAAAGAACCAACAACCCGGUCAAACUCAAGCUUCUACGAACCUAAGACUUAUAAUUUUGGUUUUACUGCCUUUACUGACUGUAAGUGAUUUUAGCCCUCACCUCCCCCAACGUUUAACUUGGCAGGUAAUUUCUCAGACUGGAGAUGUAACCUGGUCCAUUAGUCAUACUGCACCCCCCUGGACCUGGUGGCCAGAUCUUUUUCCUGAUGUUUGUAAAUUGGCUAUAGGAGCACCUUAUUGGGAUACAGAAGAUUCUCAUGAUAUGAACACUGCCCCUUCCAAAGUUUCGGAAACUGAUUGGUUUGGGCCAGGUUGCAAAAAUGCAGGCAAAAGAAUGAUGCUUGGUAUCCUCACUUUCUACGUAUGCCCCGGGUUCCACCGCCCUUGAUCUCUGAAUUAUAAAUGUGGUGGAACUGAAAACUUUUAUUGCAAAAGCUGGGGAUGUGAAACUACCGGGGAUACUAAUUGGAAACCCACCUCAACUUGGGAUUUUAUUACUGUAACGGCUAAUUAUUCUCAUAAUGAGGAUACCGGACACCGGAGUAAAUGUUCAGGAUGGUGUCAUCCCCUUAAAAUUUCCUUUAGUAAUCCCGGAAAAAGAGAUAAAAAAUGGAUAAAUGGUCAUUCUUGGGGCGUUAGAUUUUACAUGAGGGGAUAUGAUUUAGGAAUAUUAAUGACCCUUAAGCUAAAGAUUGAGACUCCUGCUCCUAUAUCAAUAGGCCCAAAUCCCAUACUUGGCCCCCCUUUGCUUCCCCCGGCCCCUUCAACUACGUCAACAAAGAAUGAGACUAAUGAAACCUCUGGAUCCAAAGAACCCACAGUUAAGCCUGGGACUCCUCAGGAUAGGAUGCUUUCUUUGGUGCAGGCAGCCUUUACGGUUCUCAAUGCUACAAACCCAGAGGCUACAAAAUCAUGUUGGCUUUGCUAUGCUGCCCCUCCCCCUUAUUAUGAUGCUAUAGGAUAUAGCUCCAACUAUACUAAUUCUACCUCCUCAGACCAAUGUCGAUGGAAGCGAGAAGGGAACAGUAAAUUAACCCUGUCCUCGGUUUUUGGAAAUGGUACUUAUAUAGGAACACCUCCCCAGUCCCAUAGACACCUUUGUCAUGAUUUUAGCCUCCCUUCAGGCUCAGGAUAUCUUGUACCUCCUCAAGAUGGAUGGUGGACAUGUAACACGGGGCUCACCUCUUGUGUCUCUUUAGAGGUUCUUAAUACUUCAGCUGACUUUUGUGUGUUAGUGCAAUUAGUCCCUAGACUUAUCUACCAUUCAGACUCAUCCUUUUUAAAUGAAUAUGUAGGAAAAACAAAAAACAAAAGAGAACCUGUAACCCUCACAUUGGCUGUCCUUCUAGGACUAGGAAUAUCUGCCGGGAUAGGAACAGGAACCACAGCCCUCAUACAACAACCCCAGUAUUAUGCAAGUUUAAGACAGGCUGUAGACAUCGACCUUCGAGCAUUAGAAAGUUCCAUAACUCAACUAAAGGAAUCACUCACCUCACUUUCAGAAAUGGUGUUGCAGCCUAGAUUUGCUGUUUCUUAAGGAAGGGGGAUUAUGCGCCGCUCUAAAAGAAGAAUGUUGCUUUUAUAUUGAUCAUUCAGGAACCAUUACCAAAACCAUGGAUAAACUAAGGGAACGCUUAGAUAAAAGGCAAAGGGAGAGAGAGAACGAAAAAGGAUGGUUUCAAUCAUGGUUUGAUAAGUCCCCCUGGUUUACCACCUUAAUCUCUACUCUGUUGGGACCUCUUAUUGUUUUAUUGUUUAUUUUAACUUUUGGACCAUGUGUUCUAAAUCGCCUGAUAGCAUUUAUUAGAGAACGUAUCAGUACUGUACAAGUUCUAAUGUUAAGACAACAGUACCAAAGUUUACGAACAGAAGGUUGAGAUUCCAUGAUUGGAAUCAAUAGUCACAAGAAAAAGGGGGGAAUGUGGGACUCGAGGGACAUUGUUCCAGCUAAUGAUUAAGAACUCUCCAGACAAUAGGGGCUUCUUAGACAAUGGGUGAAUUUCCAGGAUGUCCGGCCCCCUUCCGAGAAGGAGGGAGAUAACAAAAUGUAAAAAAGGUGUCUGUCAAAGACCAAUCAGGCAGCUGGGGACAAGUUCCCUCUCUGGUCCGAGCCUAAGCCGGGACCAAUCAGCAGGAGAACACAACCAAAUCUAUAAUUUACAUACGGGGAAGUGGGAACCUAUAAAACUGACAUAUUUGCGCCCAAAAGGGUUCCUUCUUCGACCUCCUGCGUGAGGACCAAGGAACCCCGGUGCACCGGCCUUCAAUUUGCGUUUUGCAUCGACUUCCGACUCUUGUUGUUUCCUGGGCGAGUCGAAACUCCUAGGAGACCGCGCAGGUCUAACAGCAGCACUUUUCUACAUAGGGGAAGAUACAAGAGUCUGGGCUCACUGAAAGCAUUCCUUUGAUAUGCACCUUAGCUAUCUAGGGUCAGAAUCGUGUUCUUUCCCAUCCUGAGUCCCCUCUGGGUGCACCAUGGGGGGCGGCUGUAGUGGCUGAGGGCUUGAUGGUGGGCUUCCUGUUUUUAUCUUGAGUUCCCUCAGGGCUCAGCACUGGGGGCAGCUGUAGUGGCUGAUGGCUGUUGUUCACUGAUGGCAGGUGGCAUCCUUAGUCCACAGCUUCAUAAGUAUUUUUAAAAAGUUAGGUAUUUCCUUUGAAGUCCUAUUUGUUUAUUAUUUAGUUGCAUUUUGGUUUGUUUCUUUUGUUGUUUAUUUGGGAUCCAGUUAACAUCAAGUGUUCCAUUUACUAAACAUGAUAUAAUUUCUUUUCUGAUUUGAGAAUACCUUAUAGAUAUCAUACCCUUUUCCAGUCAAAUUCUUCAGUGUAUUUUCCUAAAAACAAUGAUUCUGCCUCAUUACCAUAGUAAUCAAAAUCAGAAAAUUAACUAAUUAGUACUAUUU